CACACAACAGUUUAACUGUAAAGUGUAAACUGUUAUAUAGACCGUAGGUAAUAUUUGCAGGAUUCAAACCAUAGCACAAACUUGAUUGUAAAGUUUAAAAAAAAUAUAAAUUACUUUCUUUAUUUCCUCGAGUCAUUAUCACAGCAAACUCACUAGCAGACUCAUGUAUUUCUACUAGACGUCGACGCGAAGUGGCUCGAAGACUUCCGUCGAGCUCUACUCCGCGGCAGCCACGACUACGGGCCCGCGGCCGCCGUCCCGAGCAGCACAACCAGUUCAGCUAAAAGAAAACAGAAUGCUUCCGAGGACGCGGUCGCGUCGCGUGAGCUCGGCAUCUCUCGGCGGGAUCUGCGAGGACCGAAGCCUGGAGACUCGUUUAAUGAUGCUGAGCUAGAUGGCCCGGAUGCGCCCCGAAGAGCUUUUCUAGAUAGUUUGUAUGAGUUGGAAGAUCAACUCAAACCCGUGUAUGUCCAGUCCAAACCUAAUAGCAUUGAUCCUUUGAAGGAAAGCAGAAAAAGAUGGAACGAACAGAUCUCUGAAGAAAAAAUAUCACAAUAUAUUGAAGAAAAUGGAAUAAAACGGUACAAGGUGCACAUGGACCCUAAAGAGAGGUUUCGAAAUAAAUUUGUUGGUGUCAUUCCUAGGCUGGCCGAAGAAUGGGACAUUAGAAAACCUCAAAAAGAAACACAUGUAGGCGCUUCAGAGGGUAAAUAUAAACAACAUAAUAAUGAACGAAUUGAAGACAUGUAUCGAUAUGUAGAUAAAAUACCGUAUGACCAGGGUAAGUACGAAAACCAGAGAAACGAUAGACUUUCAAGAAAUGAGGAAGAAAAUAGGCCGAUUAAGUACGGUGACGUUCUUGACGGUACGCAGUUCAGACCUAAAAGUGUGCAAGGUGUUAACAUCGAACAAUCACAGCAGUACAGUUCUAGCAGUUCUGAUGAAAGUGCUAGUUCGGAAACUCAAGAACGAGAUGUCUCGGAGUAUAAGCAGGAGAGUCUCCGCUCGCGAUACGUGGAGGACGGGAGGAGGAACGCAGGAGCGGGAUACGGUGAGCGCUUUGCAGCGAGGCGGGAUAAGGAGCUGCUGGCGGAUAGGAUGGCCUCGUCGACCACACCUUGCAGAUGCCGGUCAGAACACUCUCCCGUGCUUUAGAUCUGAUGAAUUGAGAAGUUGAUUUUGUAGGUGUACUUAUUAUUUUUACAGAAUUUUAUUUUACUGCCCUGUUAGUUAAUAUGUAUGUUAGAUUAGGACAAAUCUUGGAACUUCCUGAUAUUCGAUAAUAAAUAAGGCUUACUUAAUAUUAUUAUCUGAACCUUUUUCUGAGGUAUGCCAAUAAAGAGUAUUCUAACUCUUCUUCUUCUACCUAGCGAUGUCCCGGCCUUGGCCAGGGUCCGCUUUCCAGCUUGCUUUCCUCCACUUUGCGCGAUCCUGGGCGUCCUCUCGUGUGAGCCCGUUUUCGCUCAUAUCCGCUUUCACGACAUCGAACUAUCUAUCUAUAUUAUGACGACAUCGUGCUAAUCUGGUGAUGAAGAUCAACGAUGACUUUAUGGCCAUUCCUAAUCUCUAUGGAUCAGGUGAUAAAACAAUACGACCUCGCUGAAUUUGGGUUUGUCUUGUUGUGUCUCAUUGCGUUCGAGUGCCAAAUUACCUUGGCAGAAAUGAGUGCCCUUCAUCCCUUGGUUAAAAAUGUACUAUAAUUUUUGACAAAAAAAAAAUAUUUUCCUAUAACUACCUUUUCUCGUGUUUUGUAAAAUUAAUUGUUUGACAUAUAAAUACAAAGUUUGCUACACA
Messenger RNA from Cydia pomonella (codling moth), 1794 nucleotides. RefSeq lists its product as uncharacterized. The transcript is spliced from 2 exons. Lineage: Eukaryota; Metazoa; Arthropoda; Insecta; Lepidoptera; Tortricidae. Bases 595 to 1155 code for a protein of 186 amino acids. The record is from RefSeq and is a predicted model, not a curated record.